Dunckerocampus dactyliophorus (ringed pipefish) is the source of this 5238-nucleotide messenger RNA. Its product is annotated as lysophosphatidylcholine acyltransferase 1. Bases 306 to 1940 code for a protein of 544 amino acids. NCBI's taxonomy places the organism in Eukaryota, Metazoa, Chordata, Actinopteri, Syngnathiformes, Syngnathidae. The record is from RefSeq and is a predicted model, not a curated record. The transcript has 14 exons.
AUCGUGGCUCGGUUAGCAUCUUGAGCUAACGGACUGCUUGGAGGAAACGCACUGUGGAGGAAGGCGCCCUGCGUAAAGAUAAAAGGCUACUUCAAAUAACCCCGGCUAAUCCUGUAGCUAACCAUUAUCCCUCCAUGGUGUCCAUGCAAGGCAGAUAGCGUUAAUAACCCCGCACUGCCACCGUAAUUAACCGCUGUGCAAGAUACAGACUGGGGUGCAACUGCGUUCCCCGUGGAGAGCCUCCCUUUUGGGGUCUUAUCAGUGUAGUGAUUUUAAAGUAAAGUCGACCAGUAUUUGUUAUCAGGAUGAAGUUACCGACUCACAGACAAUGUGCGAUGGAGGGAGAUGGGAAGAAAAUGGACCAAGCGCCUCCGUUCAGAAACCCUUUUGUACACGUUUUGAAAUUCACCCCCAUGGAAAAGGCAAAGAUAGCAGUCAUGACAGUCACACUAUUCCCCAUCCGUCUACUCAUAGCUGCAUUCAUGAUGCUGCUGGCUUGGCCUUUUGCCUUCCUGGCUUCAGUGGGACGCUCCGAAACAACCGUUGAACCCCAGUGCCUCUGGAGGAGAUUGGUCGACAUCAUUCUGAAGAUCAUCAUGCGGGUCAUGUGGUUUGCGGGUGGUUUCCAUUGGAUGACUGUAAAAGGGAGAAGGGCAUUACCUGCCGAAGCACCCAUUAUCACCCUGGCACCCCACUCUUCUUACUUUGAUGCCAUCCCAGUCACCAUGACAAUGGCCUCCAUUGUCAUGAAAGCUGAGAGCAAGGAUAUACCCCUGUGGGGCACUUUGAUAAAGUACAUAAGGCCAGUAUUUGUAUCACGAUCAGACCAGAAUUCAAGGAAGAAGACUGUGGAAGAGAUCAAGCGGAGAGCCCACUCUGGAGGUGAAUGGCCUCAGAUAAUGAUUUUUCCGGAGGGAACGUGCACCAAUAGAUCCUGCCUCAUCACUUUUAAGCCAGGGGCAUUCAUCCCAGCUGUACCAGUACAGCCUGUCGUGAUGCGGUACCCAAAUAAACUGGACACAAUCACAUGGACAUGGCAAGGGCCUGGAGCGUUUGAGAUCUUGUGGUUGACACUCUGCCAGCUACACAAUGAGUUUGAAAUAGAGUUCCUUCCAAUUUAUACACCCUCUGAGGAGGAGAAAAGAAAUCCUGCUCUCUUUGCCAUCAAUGUGAGGCGUGUCAUGGCCACAGCCCUAGGAGUGCCCAUUACAGAUUAUUCAUUUGAGGACUGCCAGCUUGCCAUGGCAGAAGGCCAGUUGAGACUGCCAGUUGACACCUGCCUGUUGGAGUUUGCUAAACUUGUCAGGAGAAUGGGGCUUAAACCCAAAAACACUGAGAAGGUUCUGCAGGAGUAUGGGAACCGUUCCAGGAAGCUGGAGGGACAGAAGCUGUGCUUGGAUGGCUUUGCUCAGUUCUUGGAUGUGCCUGUCUCAGACAUGCUACGAGACAUGUUUUCCCUUUUUGAUGAGCAUGAAGAAAACCGCAUGGAUAUCAGAGAAUAUGUGAUUGCCUUAUCUGUUGUAUGCAGACCUGCCAAAACUCUGGAAACAAUGAAAUUGGCCUUCAAGAUGUUUGAGGCAGAGGAGGAUGGUGCUAUCACACAGACAGAGUUGGCAGUUAUUCUGCAGACUGCUUUGGGAGUCAGUCACCUCAGUGUAACCCAACUGUUUGCUGCCAUUGACAGUGAAGACACAGGGAAGGUUACAUUUGAGAAUUUCAGGAGCUUUGUGGAGGAGCACAUUGACUUUGCAGAGGAGUAUCUAUACACAGAAAAUGCUGGCCUCCACAGUGGUACCUGUCAACAUCAGACAAAGCCAAGACUGUCCAUCCACAGCGUGCAUGCCACUGCCGACACCAAAAUAACUAAUGGUAUAUGCCCUGACUUCAGCCCCAACGACCAUGAGAGCACAAUAGAUGGACUCCUAAAGAAACACAACUGAAAGCGUUGAUAAUGUGGUGGGGGAAACAAACAUCUCUCCGGGCGAGAGGUUGUUGUGUGACGCAUACUUGGUAGUAGUUGUAUUUUUUUUUUUUUUUUUUUUUUUUUUUUUGAACUGUAAGGGACUACAUUUCAGUAACUACAAAGCAGUUGUUUACCUUACCUUUUUGCUAGUAUUAUGUCCAGACAUUUUUUUGGGGAUCGGAUUCUGCAUGAUAGCAGCUUUAGAGGUUUCUUUGACAUGAAUUUUUGAUUUCUGUAGCAAGGGUGGAGAAAAGGCCAACGUUGGCUGUUUCAGACACAAUGCGUAAAUACUUGAAGGGCACUUAAUAGUCACAGGGCAAUUUUUGUCCAUUUUUUUCUCGUUGCAAUUUUGAGUAGACUGUGCAUGUUUCUGGCAGGUUGAAAUCACGCCUUGACAAUGAAAGGAACAAAACUGGGGGAAAUUUAGACUUUGUUUUUUGUUUUUAUUACCUCUUUGCAGUUUUUUUUUUUUUUUUUUUUUAAAGGUAAGCGAGUGCAGUAUGUUUGGACGAGUGUUAUUUUAGGGCCGUAUUAAGGAAUACUUAUGUAACGACAGACACCUGAGUUGACCAGUGACAAUUGUUGGAUCACUUGAAGCAAUUUUACUGCAUCAAGCCACAUUUGAGGUGAACUCAGGUCACUAAGUUGACAUUUUUGCUAUGAGCUUGUUCUAUACAUAUAUUUAUACAAUAUUUUUCAUUUAGCUCAGGGUUCAGCAAAACAAAAAUGACAAGUAUACAUGUAUGAUGUCAUCAUUUUUGACUGGUUCUGUGCAUGUCUUUUUCUUCAUUGUAAGACAUCAGUACUGUUCUACCCAGUCAUUCUUUCACUCAUUCAAGUGUCUUUUUAUGCUGUGAUGACACAACGUGGACCAAAAAUGUGUUUGGUGAUAAGAUGUCACCUACUAUGCCUGUACUGUUCCUUUCAGUCAGUGGUGUAAUGGCUUUAAAGGGAAACUUAGGUGUGGCUUUUGAAAGCACAUUUGUAUUGCUGGCUGAGAUGCAUUUUAUAAAGGACACGUCAUACCUAAUUCCCUUUCUGCCUUACAUUGCCGUACAUUUUUAAUCAUUCCUAUUCAGUUCACAGCAUCUAAAGCUAAAUCAUGCUAAAGGGUCCUAUUUUUCUAUUAAUUCUCCGUACACUGACAUGCAACCGUUGGUCAGUAAUAAAUAAAGAAAUGUUUAGAACCAGUUCCUGCUGCCCAACAAUGAAAGCUAAUUUUAUGGUCUCAGUUGUUUUCAUGUUCAUUAAAAUUGUGAAAGGGAAAUUAGCACCUAUCUUGAACAGAUUAACCUUGGAUGGGUUGUUUCCUAAAGAAAUGUGUUUUUACCUUUUUAGUUUAUGACACUGUUUUUGAUUUAAUACCAUGUUUGCAUGUAUUCCUGUUCUGGCUUUCAGUGAAGCAAUAUUUCACUUUUUUAAGCCUUCUCAAAUAUUGUACUUCUGAAGAGUUCUAAUAUGUAUUUUGAAUAUUCCAAAUGCGGGACAUUUUGUGAAUUUUUGAUAUACGUAUAUGACUUAUUUUUGAUUAUUUUUAUUAUUUUCACUGCCAUUACAAAUAUCUGUGAUCUCUGCAGAUUGUAUUGCUGGUGGGGAAAAAUGAGCCACAUUCCGUUUUAUUUUGUUUCUUAUCUGAUACUGACGUUAAGUGCUGUAUUUCUCCACCACGGUGUUAAAUUAUUCCUUACUGCUUAGUUGACUGCUCCAAAACUAAAUGCAGAUUUUGUAGGGAAACCGAUAGCCUUGAAUCUAUAUAAUUUUUAUGCUUAAUAAGAGAAUGUAUAGACAAUCUUGUCACAAUCAGAAGCUACUCAAGCAAAAUGACAUUUUGUUUUCAGUUUUGUACACUUGUUAAUCCAUUUCUUGACUUAAGUUUUACGUUUAGGGCAUACAUGCUGAGCUAAGCAAACUAUGAGUGCACGAGUGUGUCAGGCCUUGAGAUGACACCAGCAUCGCAUGACAGGCCGCAUCACUUACACCCUCCAGAUUGUACGCACAUUUAAAUAUAUAUAUCUCAUAUUGAAUCUGAUGCUUUCCCCUCCCAUUCUCCUUUGCUCCCUCAAAUUUGUAUUUGUCCUUGCACUUUAGUUUUCUUUAUUUUAUAAAGAGAGUUCACAUAAUAAAGCAUGUUAAGUUAGUUUUCCUUUUUAUUAGGAAUAGUUCUAUUAUAUGCUACAGUAAUAGGAUUAGGCAGUAAGAAGAAGCUGCACCUAUCCCUGUUCAGAGGGAGUUUUGCUGACGGAUGCACCGUUUAGACCGACUCUUCUGCUUUGUCUUGGAUUGUUGAACAUUUACAGCAUGAAAAUGAAUGACUUUGCAAGCUUGGCAUUUAAAUGAGUAGAAAAAGGUUGCACCACAGAGUGGAAAUGCAUUACAUGUUAACAGGUUUUUAAUUGGAUAAUUUCCAAGUUAAUGUGAACAAAACCAUUCAGAUUUUGUACAUCUGGACAGGAGAGUGACUGUGAAGUACUACUGAAACACAGUGGCAAGGAUUUUACUUUAAAUGCAAUGUUUGGAAUCACAUAAAAUCAUUCCUCUGGUUGUAUUGGAUGCCGUACUUCAAAAGCUUAACUUACAAAGGUAAAGAUGUAGCUUAUGUCUGUAUUUACGCCUGCAAAUGUCCUAACUGGGGAUGUAAACUUGCUUUUUUCUCCUUUUUUUUUUUUCUGUCUCCUUGCUGUCAUUCGGAAUCUUGUAUUUAUGCUGCCUGCUUAACACUGUUUGUCCAACAUUGAGCCUAAGAAGAAAGAUGUUGUGUACUCUUUACAGAGCGAUAUUGUCUUUCUGAUGGCUCACUGCUCGUGGUCUGAGAAACUGUUUCCUUUGUAGCUUUACUUGAACUCUUUGUCUAUACUCAACAUGUUUUAUUUUAGCAGUGCAUUUUGAUGAAGAGUCAUUAUGGCAAGCUACUUUGAAUUUGUCUCUUAAGGACUGCUAUGAUGUAACUUGUUAAUGUGACUCUUGGAUUUCAUUAAAAAACAAAAGCGAACAGCAGGUAUGAUUGAACAGGUCAUUGUGUGGUGGGGGUGCUUGUGUGUUUUGUAUGUUUGACGGGAGGACUGGUGAAAUUAAUCUUAAAGUGAGUUGUCGCUUUUGUGUUUACAGUACCUGGUAUGCAGAAUUUCACUUAAAACAGCUUACAGAAAUUGAUCGGCUCUGUCCACAUGUGCAUCUUUUUAAGAGAAAAAGUAAUGAAAGUUGUGAAAAAUACCUGGCUAGGAUUGAAGUAACUCCUGAUUAUAAUAUUGAAUACAAAAAAGCUGAAGUACGGUUGU